GAUCAAUCCAUCGUCACGGAGCUAAACGCAGCCACACUCCUCUCUAUAGCUCUCGCCUCACUGGCCAUCCUGGUAUCCUUACUUCGCCGGAAAACGGCAUCGAGCUCCGAGAAGAGGCGGCCUCCCGGUCCACGAUGUCUCCCCUUUAUCGGAAGCCUCCUCCACCUCCUGACGUCCAAGGCGCCGGUGGUUCUCCGGGACCUGGCCAGGAAGCACGGCCCAGUGAUGUAUCUGCGGCUAGGCCAGGUCGACCACAUCGUCAUCUCGUCGUCGGCCAUGGCGCAGGAGGUGCUCCGGGACAACACCCUGAACUUCGCGUCGCGGCCGAGCAUCCUAGCUGGUGAGAUCGUCUGCUACGGAAACCUCGACAUCGCCUUCGCGCCAUACGGAGCCUACUGGAGGACGCUGCGCAAGCUCUGCACGAUGGAGCUCCUCAGCGCGAGAAAGGUGAGGCCGUUCGCGCCCAUCAGGGACAGCGAGACUCUGUCCUUAGUUCGAGAGGUCGCCGCCGCCAGUGAAAGAGGCAUGCCGGUCAAUCUCCCCAGCGUGCUCCUGUCAUGCUCGAACUCCAUCACCGCCAAGGCGGCCUUCGGCGAGGUCUGCAACCCCGAGCUCCGGCAGCAGUUCCUGUCCGCGAUGGAGGUCGCGGUGAGCCUAGGCCUGGGAUUCUGCGUCGGCGACCUCUUCCCCUCUCUCUGGUUCGUGGACGUCGUUUCCGGGAUGAGACGCCGGCUCUGGCGAACGCAUCGGCAGAUGGACGCCGUCUUCGACACCAUCAAAGCCGAGUGCGAGUCGCGGCGACUGAAGAGGAAGACGGCGGGAAUGACCGAAGAUGAUGACAUCCUAACCGUCAUUCUUAGAAUCAAGGACGAGGGGGAGAUUGAAUUCCCCGUCGGCAACACAAACGUCAAGGCAAUCGUAUUCGAUCUGUUCAUAGGAGGCACGGAGACGACUUCCACGGCCGUCGAGUGGAUCAUGUCGGAGCUCAUGAGAAACCCGGAGGUGAUGAAAAAGGCACAAGCCGAGGUGAGACGAGCGUUUGACAACACGAAACCACAGGACCACGAGGAACACAUCGAGGAGCUGCCCUACAUGAGGAUGAUAGUCAAGGAGGCCUUGAGGAUGCACCCGCCGCUACCUCUCUUGAUUCCUCAUCUAUGUCGGGACACCUGUGAAAUCGGUGGGUUCAAGGUCCUUGCGGGAUCGAGGGUACUGGUCAAUGCUUGGGCGAUAGGAAGGAGCCCUGACUACUGGCAUGACGCGGAGCAGUUUAGACCAGAGCGGUUCGAGGAGAGCAAUUUGGACUACAAGGGCACGCACUACGAAUACUUGCCAUUUGGGAGUGGGAGGAGGAUGUGCCCCGGAAGUAAUUUUGGGCUGGCUGCCUUGGAGCUCAUCUUGGCACGAUUUUUGUACUACUUCGACUGGAGCCUCCCUGCUGGAACUCGACCGGAGGAGCUUGACAUGGACAUGGUCGUUGGCGCCACAUCCAAGAGAAGGAACCCGCUCAACCUAAUAGCGACACCGUAUAAUGUUUCGAUGAAAUCUCAGAGUUGAUAGUAUGAUUUGCAGUUGAU
Lolium rigidum is the source of this 1577-nucleotide messenger RNA. Its product is annotated as cytochrome P450 99A2-like. Gene Ontology annotation, molecular function: monooxygenase activity; heme binding; oxidoreductase activity, acting on paired donors, with incorporation or reduction of molecular oxygen. The transcript has 2 exons. NCBI's taxonomy places the organism in Eukaryota, Viridiplantae, Streptophyta, Magnoliopsida, Poales, Poaceae. The record is from RefSeq and is a predicted model, not a curated record. Bases 226 to 1557 code for a protein of 443 amino acids.